AUGGGCAAGCCGGAGGAUUUCUGCCUGGACAAGGAGGGUGACCUGGAAGUGGGAGCUGGGCUGCGCUGCCUCCCUAUCACCGUGCUCCUGCUCUCUGUGGCACUCAGACUCUGUGCUCCUGUCUGCAGGCGGGCAGGGCUUGGGCAGCGGGUGGUGCCGCCGCCCCCAGAGAGGUCUUCACACAAUGAACUAGAAAAGCACAGACGAGCCAAACUCCGGCUCUACCUGGAGCAGCUCAAGCAGCUGGUGCCCCUGGGCCCUGACAGCACCCGCCACACCACGUUGAGCCUCCUGAAGCGUGCCAAGAUGCACAUCAAGAAACUGGAGGAGCAGGACCGCCGGGCGCUGAGCAUCAAGGAGCAGCUGCAGCGGGAGCACCGCUUCCUGAAGCGGCGCCUGGAGCAGCUGUCGGUGCAGAGCCUGGAGCGCGUGCGCACGGACAGCACAGGCUCCGCCGUCUCCACCGAUGACUCGGAGCAAGAAGUGGAUGUAGAGGGCGUGGGGUUCGGCACCGGCGAGCUGGACAGUGUUGGCAGCGGCAGUGACGUGGACGACCACUACAGCCUGCGUGGCGGCUGCAGCCACGGCAGCUACGGGCCGCCCUGCAGGCGGCCUGGCCGCCCCGGCCUCUCGUAG
Lipotes vexillifer (Yangtze River dolphin) is the source of this 636-nucleotide messenger RNA. RefSeq names its product MAX dimerization protein 4 (gene MXD4). Gene Ontology annotation, biological process: regulation of transcription by RNA polymerase II. Gene Ontology annotation, molecular function: protein dimerization activity; RNA polymerase II cis-regulatory region sequence-specific DNA binding; DNA-binding transcription factor activity, RNA polymerase II-specific. The transcript is spliced from 6 exons. The coding region runs from base 1 to 636 and encodes 211 amino acids. NCBI's taxonomy places the organism in Eukaryota, Metazoa, Chordata, Mammalia, Artiodactyla, Lipotidae. The record is from RefSeq and is a predicted model, not a curated record.